AUGCGUGGACUGACUGCUAUCACGUUGCUUGCUGGUGCUAUCGCCUCGGUCUCUGCGACCGCGUUGACGACUACUAUUCCACCAAAUCAAAGAUUGUGUUUCUACGCAGAUGUCGACAAGGAGGGAGAAAAGAUUGGGUUUUACUUUGCAGUGCAAAGUGGAGGAGAUUUUGAUAUCGACUUUGAAGUCAAGGACCCUCUGAACGAACAGAUUAUUGAUGGCCAGCGGGAACGUCAAGGCGAUUACAUUUUCACCGCCAACAAAGUGGGCGAAUACUCGUUUUGCUUCGAAAACGACAUGUCGUCCUUCACAGAGAAGCUAGUCGACUUUGAUAUCAUGGUGGAGAGUGAACCGAGGAGGGAACCCCCAGCGCGUGCUAGCCAACUUUCGGAUCACACGAGUGCGUUGGAGGAAAGCGUGUACAAGCUCAAGAGCAUGUUGGCGACGGUGGAACGAACUCAGAAAUAUUUCCACACUCGUGAAAACCGAGGUUUCUCUUUAGUCAAGUCAACUCAGAAUAAACUCUUUUGGUAUGCGGUACUUGAGAGCUUGGCCAUUGUAUCCAUGGCAGUGUACGUCCUUUACACUGAAUAUGUAUCUGUAACUUCGCAGCUGACCGGCCCAAAGGUUCCAGGUAUAUGUGUUGCAAAACUUCUUUAA
Messenger RNA from Rhizoctonia solani, 660 nucleotides. RefSeq names its product endosomal cargo receptor (Erp3). Gene Ontology annotation, biological process: endoplasmic reticulum to Golgi vesicle-mediated transport; intracellular protein transport; Golgi organization. The coding region runs from base 1 to 660 and encodes 219 amino acids. The record is from RefSeq and is a predicted model, not a curated record. The transcript has 6 exons. Gene Ontology annotation, cellular component: Golgi apparatus; endoplasmic reticulum-Golgi intermediate compartment; endoplasmic reticulum. NCBI's taxonomy places the organism in Eukaryota, Fungi, Basidiomycota, Agaricomycetes, Cantharellales, Ceratobasidiaceae.